AGUUUUUGCCAAUAACUCCGCUUCUUUUUGGCUUUAGUUGAGAUAAUUUGGGUUUUCAAUACACCAUGGAAACUUCUAUUACCUCUACUGCUCUGUUGUUUUUUGUAAUUUGAUUGAUUCCUUACCGUGGAUCUUGAUCUGUUUUGCUUUUCUUGCAAUUGAGUCUCCUAAAUAGUCGUUGAUAGGACCUUGAUAGCACAGCAUUCUCGUGCUGUGCUCCUUCCUCUCUCGACAAAGAGUUUUGUUUGCUGGUUCCAAUGUGUUUAGCGAAGCAGCGGCUCUCCUUCUUCUGUUAAAAAAGGAUUGAAUGGAUUGCGGGUGGGCGUAUCUUCUUCUCGUUGAUUGGCGGCGUGGAAGAUUUUAUAUUCGGUAAUUGAAACAGAUGGUGAAUUCCGGCAGGAUGACCCUCAUGGAAUUGAAAGUUCGAGUAUCUUGUGUUCAAACUGAACCGACUGCAUGAUUUAACUCUAACGGUCCCCGCACCCCUUUUCUAUAUCACCGUUCCCUAUCCUAAUGGCUCUGACUCCAUUCCUUGUUUGCGCGUAUUAAAAUGUUUAAGUAAGUAAUGAAUCGAGUUGGGUACCGGGAUUCGGUCCAUUCCUGUUUUAUGACUUCAUGUUGUUAGAAGCUGAUGCUCGGAAAUCAUUAUGGAACUUUCUUGGGCUUGACCAGCUUCUGCUCUAUGCUUCAAGCCAAAUAAAACCUUUCUUCCGCAAAACAAUUUUAAUCUUUCACUAGAAAUGGAUUCAGCUGUUUAAUAUCUCCUGUUGACUACCGCUCAAAGUUCGCUCAUACUCUUAUUAGCCACUGUUCGUUUGCCAGGCACCCCAAAAAAAUAAAAUAAAAAAGGAAUCUUGUCUUUCUUUCAAUGAUAUUUUCCAAGCUUGCCAUGCAUAUGAGCAUUGGUUAGUGGGUGGUACAAUAUUACGUAGCUAUUCCUGUUUGACUCCAGCACAGAAUUUGUUGAUAAGUUGUGUAGUUCAGUAUUUUUUGGCCGACCUAUAACUACUCCUUUUUCACCCCUGUAUAUUGACGAAUUCAGAAGUAUUGUAUGUUCAAAUUUCUGCAUUAAUUGCAUACUUAGGCUUAUUAUCUACAUUGGGCUAACCGCCAUUGUUUAUAUCUGUUUCCUUGUGUUUUUAUUCAAUGGCCAACUGAGCUGUUUUAUCCUCAGAGACGCCAGAAGCUAUGCUCAUGACUAUUGACAUCAAUAAAACAGGCUCAUGAAAUUACUUUGUAUUUUGUUAUUAAUGGUUGAGUAACUGACAUUCUACUUGCUUUUCACAUCAGGCCAGACAGAGCUGAGUCAAUUGAGAGACUUCAGGGAGACCUGACUGCAAAUCCUGCCUCAGUACAGGCUGCUUCAUCAGACUCCAACAUUAAAAGCGGUGGGCACAUGUUUUCAUCACCUUCUAAAUGCCUGAAUGGCAUCGCUUUUUCUUCCUCAAUUUCUCAACAUGAUAGGCAGCAUCAAAAUUCUCCCUUCAUUUCUAAGACAUUGAGAAGAGACGAUGUAAUGCCCCCGCAAGGAACUUCCCUUACUCAGAGUGGGGAAGAUGCGUCUUUCCCACCUUCACAUUCUUGUUAUCCGGAAAUACACUCGGCAGCAUUCGUUUCUCGACCCCCAGAAAGUGAUGAUAUUUCAUGGGGACCAGAUCCCUUUCAGGAUAUUCUUAAUCUAUCUGUAAAUGAUUCCGUACAGAACGAUCAGAUGGAAAAUAGUUCUUGUUUUAUGUCUGAUGACAACUCCAAAAAAACUGAUUUUGGGGAGUGGGUAGAUCAGUUAAUGUCAGUCGAUGAAUCUCCUCAUCCAAACUGGAGCCAGCUUCUUGUUGAUGAUAAUGUACCGGAUUCGAAAUCAGAGGGGACCCACUCCACCAAGCAGCAGGAUGCACCAUCUGGAGAAGUUAAUGCUCCUCCUACUUCAGCAACGAAUGCACUACAAAGUAAGCCUAGAAUGCGUUGGACUCCAGAACUUCAUGAAGCUUUCGUGGAAGCAGUGAAUAAGCUUGGUGGUAGUGAGAAGGCUACUCCUAAGGGUGUUUUGAACCUAAUGAAAGUUGAGGGUCUUACUAUAUAUCAUGUGAAAAGCCAUCUGCAGAAGUAUAGAACAGCCAGAUUCAAGCCCGAAUCAUCAGGAGCAGGAGCCUCUGAGAAGAAGUCAACGUCAACCAAAGAAAUGAAAUCUUCAGACUCGACAGCUAGCAUGGGGAUUACUGAGGCGUUGCGGUUGCAGAUGGAACUCCAGAAGCGGCUUCAUGAACAACUUGAGAUUCAAAGAAAGUUGCAGAUUCAAAUAGAAAACCAAGGGAAGCGUCUUCAGAUGAUGUUUGAGAAACAAAGAGAAAUGGAGGACGGCAAACACAAGACAUUACCCUCCUCCUUAGACGGGCCCACGGUAUUAAAUUCCCCCGCGAUUGAGGGUCAGAAACAUCUGGAAUCAGCAGUAUCAAUGCAACAACCGCGGGCGAAGAAUGUUCUGGGGAUGCCUGCACAAAGCAAGAGGUGGAAGGAACUAAAGUUACUAAUGAAGAAGAGGCGGGGCAUGACCAGUUGGGUGCACCGGCCUCCAAACGGGCGAAAAGCAGGUGACAGCAGAAUUCUCUAACUUGCAAUGGCAUCUAGUAUCGCUGCUUCUGGGGAUAAUUUGUUGGAAUUGCCCUUUAAAUUUAUUAUUUCUGUCCAACAAUUUCUUGUCCGAUUUGGGCUAACCGUUCUAGCUGGCUGUGCUACUACUGACAUUUGCUGUAGAUAUUUUUUUUUUUCAAUGUUGUUGAAUUUGGAAGUUCUCAUUGAUAUCUUGUUGAAUUUGUUCUACCUUUAUGGUUGAAUUAGACAUAUUAGAAUUUACAAGUGUAAGAAAUGAUCUCAUGAUUUAAUACCUCAA
Messenger RNA from Neltuma alba, 2887 nucleotides. Its product is annotated as protein PHR1-LIKE 1. NCBI's taxonomy places the organism in Eukaryota, Viridiplantae, Streptophyta, Magnoliopsida, Fabales, Fabaceae. The record is from RefSeq and is a predicted model, not a curated record. Gene Ontology annotation, molecular function: DNA-binding transcription factor activity; DNA binding. Bases 1397 to 2608 code for a protein of 403 amino acids. The transcript is spliced from 8 exons.